AUGGAAAAAGUUAAAGAAGCCGGAAAUGCAGUAGCCGAAAAAGUUAAAGAAACAACAUCUGGUCUAUCAUCUGACGCACACAAAGAGGCGGCAAAAGAUAGUAAUCGAUCGAUUGGUAAUCGAGCUGGACAUGCCAUCGAUGCUGGAACCGAUAAAAUUGAAGAAAAAUCGCAUGAAGCUAAAAAAGAAGGACAUAAAGAAGAAAGUGGCAUUAUUGGCACAGUUACAGAAAAAGUAAAAGAUGCCUAUAAUUAUGUAGCUGAAAAAGCUCAAGAAUUAACAAGUGGCGCAUCGUUUGAAGCAAAUAAAGAAAAAGCAAAAGAUAGUGACAAUCGCGUUGGAGAACGAAUUGGUGCUGGUAUCAAUGCGGUUGGUGACAAAAUUGAAGAGAAAUCGCAUGAAGCACAAGCAAAAUAUCAUAAAGAACAAUUAUAA
This is a messenger RNA of Didymodactylos carnosus, 435 nucleotides long. Lineage: Eukaryota; Metazoa; Rotifera; Eurotatoria; Philodinida; Philodinidae. The record is from the annotation of a GenBank genome assembly.